AUGUCCAAGCAGGCCGGCAAGCGAGCACGGGUGUCUAUCAAUGCCCACGACAAUCCCCUCCACCGCUCGACCAGCUCCAUCAACGACGAUGCAUCCGAGAAAGCCAAGCGACGCAAGUCGGCCCACUUUCCCCCUCACCUCGAACAAGAUGCCGCCGCCCCAGCCAAGCGAGUCGUAUCCGGCCUCGCGCUUCAACAGCAAGGUAUCAACCAGAGGAGGGGUAAGAGGCUGUCUGCUGUGGAAUCCAGCCUGCCCCUCAUCAGCAUGGAGGCGAUGAACACGAAUUUCGAAGAGUGGAUGAAGCUGGCGACUGAUAAUAAAAUCACUGCCAACAACACCUGGAACUUUGCUCUCAUCGACUACUUUGCCGACCUCACCCUUCUUCGAAACGGUCCCGACGACCAGAGCAUCAACUUUCAGAAGGCGUCUUCGACUCUCGAUGGGUGUGUAAAGAUCUGGACUUCGCGAGUGGACAGUGUGGCUACGGAGACGGGAAAGCUUCUGAGUGGUCUUGCUGGUGGAAGUGAGGACGUUGAAGAUGAAGACGGCGAAGAGGGAGAGGAGGAAGGCGGCGCGCCCAAAGCUACUCGUAAGACUGCCCGCUCCGAAGCUACCCUCGCCAAAUCCUUCGCUCAGCUUCAAGUCAAGAAACUCGACGUUGAAUUCACAGUCGACCCCCUUUUCAAGAAGACUUCCGCCGAUUUUGACGAGGGAGGCGCCAUGGGUCUUCUUAUGAACCACCUCGGCGUCGACGACAAGAUGAGGGUAGUGUUCGAUGCUGGGGAUGCAGGGGACGAAGAAGAUGAGGAGGAAGAGCUUGAGAUGAGGGACGAUGUAAUCAACCUCGACAAGCUUCUCGACUUUAUUCCUUCCGUCGACGCCCUCGAGGAUCUAAAGAUCUCCAACACCCUCUCAUCUUUCCACUUUUCCUCUGACCCCGACUCCACCCCCGACUUUACCACCCUCCUCGGCCUCAAAGACACAUUCCAAGACGACGAGCCCCCCUUCCAAUUCGAGCCCAAUCCCGCUUACGACGGCGAUGACAUACCGAUGGCGCCCAUGGAUGUCGGAGGAGAGGAGGAGCACGACUUUUUCGGUUUCGACGACUACAACGCCGGUGGUGGUGACGGCGAAGGAGGGUUCGACGAUGACGCUUCUAUGAUGGGCGAUGCGGAUGCUGCUGAGCGUUACGACGGAGCUGCCAACCCACAACCUGCUUCGCUCGGUCUGGCAGGUCAAGGCGACCAUUUAGGUCCAUUCGAUCCUCGUACACGCCAGGCGCGGGACGAGCUCGUGGUCGGGCUUCGAGAAGGAGAUGAGGAUGGGAUGUUUGACUAUUUCGAUCAAGGGUUCGGGGGAAAGAGUUGGGCAGGGGCAGAGCAUUGGAAGUUGCGAAAGGUUUCUAGAAAAGACCCAACAACGCCAUCAAACAACGCCAAAACCACCCGCGCUGCCAAAGCCCCCUUCACCAUUGACUUCUCCUCCCCUGCCACCGAUGCUACCUCUACCAAAACCCUAUUCGCCCCCGGAACCAAAGCCUCGCUCAACCUUCCCUCUUCAUCCCGCUCCAAGGGCAAGAACGCCGCAAAGACGAGAAAGGAAGAGUACCUGCUACCGGACGACAUGCACUUCAGCAGUCAUCAGCUGCUGAGGCUGUUCUUGAAGCCAAAGUUCUUUUUGAGAGUGCGAAGGGCUGGGGGAGGGACGCAAGCGCCGGUGAAUGAGAACGGCGAGAUUGAUGAGAACUUUUGGGCGAAUGCUGCUGCUGAGCGAGCUGAGGGCGAUGUCGACAACGAUGAGUUCGGCUCCGCCCCCGCUCCCUUCGAAUCCCAAUUCUUCCAAGACGACGACGACGGCUACGACGGCGGCGCCGACAUGCCCGCCAUCAUGGGCUACGACGACGAGCCCCUCAUCACAUACGACGAGAACGGUCUACCCAUCCCUGUCGCCGGCGGCGAUGGCGGCGAGGAGGACUUGCUGGCAGGGACGCAAGGGAUGGAGUUGAAGAGGGCGAGGCCGGAGACGGUGCAUUUCGCAAAGAAGGCGAAGAGGGUGGAUGUGAAGAGGUUGAAGGACGAUAUCUGGUCGGGUCUCAAAACGCUCAUCCCCGACGGCCCUUCCCCCACCGACGAGGACGGCGACGCCGCUGCUGUUGACGCCGAACUCGACAAGGACAAAGCCGAACCCGUCCAGACAUUCAACAACAUCAUCACCUCCCUCCGAACCACCUACCCCGCUCAAAAGAUGUCCGACAUAUCUACAUCGUUCUGCUUCAUCUGUCUACUGCAUCUCGCCAACGAGGAAGGUCUCAAGAUUGAGAGUGCGAGGAACGACGGGAAGGAUAGUGAAGAUGUCGGCUGUAUGGGAGUUUUGGGAGAGGAUGGGGUGCCUAGUCUUGAAGAUCUGGCGAGGGCGGGAAGGGCGGAAGGAGAUAGGAACGAUAGAGUUAUUGGCGAGCUUGAAGCUUUGAAGGUUUAUAAGGACCUGGCGGCUGGACGUGCUGCGUAG
This is a messenger RNA of Cryptococcus wingfieldii CBS 7118, 2508 nucleotides long. RefSeq lists its product as hypothetical. Gene Ontology annotation, cellular component: condensin complex. The record is from RefSeq and is a predicted model, not a curated record. Gene Ontology annotation, molecular function: chromatin binding. Bases 1 to 2508 code for a protein of 835 amino acids. NCBI's taxonomy places the organism in Eukaryota, Fungi, Basidiomycota, Tremellomycetes, Tremellales, Cryptococcaceae. The transcript has 9 exons. Gene Ontology annotation, biological process: mitotic chromosome condensation.